CCCAUCGCCAUCUUUAUUGUGACCUGCUACACUUGAAAUACAAUCUGGCGGGUUUGUUACUCUUGUGGUUUUCCCCAGACAUGUGGAGGAUGUAAUGAUGGCGUGGUGCCCUGUGUACAUAUUCAAUGGCUUAUCGUCUCUUCACAUUGCUUAUCCUGUUCAUGCAAGGAAAAUUGGGAUCUUGUGGUAUAUGCUCUGCUUCUCCGGGAACAGUAGUUUAUGUGCCGUCAUGCCCAACGAUUAAGGAUGAAUGGGAUAAAGCUGCCCACAAAAAGAACUGUUCUGCUGUGAAGCAAAAUUGUACAACAGCAGACAAUUUUGUGUAUCACUGCCUUGCCAACCCUUUCCAGGAUUUAUUAAUUGAAGUUUGUAGUGAACCUGCAAUAAUUUCGUUUCCUGUCUGUGCAGAGUAUAACGAAAGAGGGAAUAUUGUUCAAGAAAAUCACUUUACAGAUUGCAGCUCGUACGACCCUCCUUGUCCAAAUAGGUAUAUUUCUACCGAUACUUUUAAAUAUCGCGGAUGCUACAAUAUUACCCAGCGGACGACCACUGUUACAACAAUUUCUACACAAGAAACAACAACAAAACAUUUUACAAGAAUUUCCAAUGUGAAUACCACAAAGCCAACUGAAUUGUCGUCUUUCCAAGAUUCUUUCCAUAUGAAGCAUCCUCAACUUGUUUUGGCGUUUCUGGUUGCAAUUGGAAUCACUGCUCCAGUUUCUUCAAUCCUUUGUUUCUUAAAAUAUUUUGCUUCUAUUAAAAAGACACCAAAAAUGUACACAAUAGUAAAUGCAGAGGACACAGCAAAAAUUAAACGGAGAUAUAAGCUAUAUCAUAACACAGCCACAGAGAAAAAUAAGGACAUUGUAGGUUUGGGUGAACUUCAAAUAUUCAUAUUCAUCAUAUCUUUCGAAUGUCGGAUCAUGGCGCCAUGUGAUUGCAUUUUUAAAAGUGAAAUGGAGUGAUACCCACUUUGUUAUAUAAUAAUUGCUAAGAGAAUAUGCUGUCAUUAAGGAAUUGUUUCCGCCAAUCAUUUUUGCACUAACG
Messenger RNA from Saccostrea cuccullata (small rock oyster), 1047 nucleotides. RefSeq lists its product as uncharacterized. The transcript has 8 exons. The record is from RefSeq and is a predicted model, not a curated record. The coding region runs from base 126 to 965 and encodes 279 amino acids. Lineage: Eukaryota; Metazoa; Mollusca; Bivalvia; Ostreida; Ostreidae.